UUAUUGUUCCAGUAGAAAAGCUCCAUGCACGGUUUCCCACAUUUGUUGCAAUGGCUACCGAGCAGAAACCACGUCCCACCUGAGAGGGAGCGGCUCGGCUGCAAAAAAGGACUAAAACCGGGCAAAACUUCCAACGCUGAGUGGGAAAUAAAAGCUCUUUACUGAGGGACAAUCUGUGGAUCCUGAAGACAGUGAAGACGGGGACGAGAACAGAAGUAGCAGCUCGAUCAGCAUGGUGGAACCAGCCGAGAGGCCGUCGGCGGCCGGACAGCGGCUGAGCGCUCCGGAGAGCUUCGGGGUGUCAACCCUGGAGCCCGGCCUCCGUCCUCCUGUCCAGCCUCCGGGGAGACAGGUGUCCAUACGGGUCCAGAUGCUCGACGACACACAGGAAGUCUUCCAGAUAUCGCAACGCUCCCCCGGCAAAGUGCUGUUCGACCUGGUGUGUGUGCAUCUCAACGUGGUGGAGGGAGACUACUUCGGACUGGAAUACCAGGACCACCGCAAGAUGACGGUGUGGCUGGAUCUGCUGAAGCCGACGCUCAAACAGCUCAGACGACCUAAAAACACCAUCCUCCGCUUUGUGGUGAAGUUCUUCCCUCCCGACCACACGCAGCUCUUAGAGGAGCUGACUCGGUAUCUGUUUGCCCUGCAGAUUAAACGCGACCUGGCCUGCGGGCAUCUCAUCUGCAACGACACCAGCGCUGCUCUCAUGGUCUCACACAUCAUUCAGUCCGAGAUCGGAGACUUCGACGAGACCCAGAGCUGGCAGCAUCUCCUGCACAAUAAGUACCUGCCGGACCAGGACGCCAUCAGAGACAAGAUCACCGACUGCCACCGCAAGCAUGUCGGGCAGACUCCUGCAGAGUCGGACUACCAGCUGCUGGAGAUCGCUCGGCGCCUGGAGAUGUACGGCGUUCGUCUUCAUCCGGCAAAAGACCGAGAGGGAACCAAACUCAGUCUGGCCGUGGCGCACAUCGGAGUGCUGGUUUUCCAGGGUUACACAAAAAUUAAUGCCUUCAACUGGUCCAAGAUUCGCAAACUCAGCUUCAAACGCAAACGGUUUCUAAUCAAGCUGAGAGCAGACCCCGCUCAAAGCGCCCAUCACGACACGCUGGAGUUCGCCAUGGCCAGCAGGGAUUGCUGUAAGAUCUUCUGGAAGAUCUGCGUGGAAUAUCAUGCCUUCUUCAGGCUGUUCGAGGAGCCCAAGCCCAAACCCAAACCCAUGCUCUUCACCAGAGGAUCCUCGUUCCGGUUCAGUGGUCGAACCCAGAAGCAGAUCAUCGAUUAUGUAAAAGACACAGAGCUCAAGAAGGUUCCAUUUGAAAGGAAGCACAGUAAGAUCCUGUCCAACAGCAGCAUGACGCCCCAGUCGUCCUCCUUCAGAUCACACGUGCCUAAAGAGAGUGCCACGUCUGUACAGUCAGUAGACCAGCCUGACUGCUCCAGACUGGGCCAUCGGGGCGAGUGCAACGGAUCAGAGGACCCGCCGGGGGCCACGUCCUCAACCACCAACGGCUUCCAUGAUGAACCGAUGGCGCCCGGAUCAAACCCGACUCAGCCCCGACAGACCUGUGGAUCGGCACCGGACCGCCAGUUCCUGAACCCAGAAAGUCCCGGGUCAGAGGACUCUCCGCAGGGUAGUCCCCAUGUGGUCGUGAACGGUACCGGCUCGGUAAACGGACAGGAGUCGGGCGGCGUUGCGAUCCUGGGUCAAAGUCCUGAAGCCCGGCAUCUGUCCCCGCUCACCAGCCCGCUGCUCACCGAUGCCGGAUGUAUCCGCAACGAGGACGAAGAGGAGGCGAGGAGGAAGAAGUUUCCCACAGACAAGGCCUACUUCAUCGCCAAGGAGCUGUUGACCACGGAGCGGACCUUUCUCAACGACCUGCAGGUCAUCACACAGUCCUUCCAGAGUGCUGCGGGGAAAGACGAGGCGUUGCCAGACUCGGUGAGGAACCUGAUUACUGCCAGCUACGAUCCGGUCCACAAGUUUCACCAGGGAUUCCUCAAGGAGGUGGAGCAGCGGCUGGCCCAGUGGGAGGGUCGGUCUAACGCCCACAUUAAAGGAGACUACCAACGCAUUGGUGACAUCCUCCUGAAGAACAUCCAGGGUCUCAGGCAGUUGACGGUUCAUCUUCAGAAACAUUCAGAGUGCCUGGUGGAGCUUGAACGCGCCUGCAGGUCCAGUCGGAAAGUGGAGGCCGUGUGUCGGGACUUUGAGCAGCAGAGGGUUUGCUACCUGCCGCUGAACAUCUUCCUCCUCCGUCCUCUGCACCGCCUGCUGCACUACAAGCUGAUCCUGGAGAGGCUGUGCAAACACUACCCCCCCACCCAUGAGGACUUCAGGGACUGUAGAGCGGGUCUCGCGGACAUCUCAGAGAUGGUGCUGCAGCUGCAAGGCGCCAUGAUGAAGAUGGAGAACUUCCAGAAGCUUCUCGAGCUGAAGAAGGAUCUGACCGGCAUCGAAAACCUCGCCAUCCCCGGGAGGGAGUUUAUCAGGCUUGGUUGCCUCAGCAAGCUCUCAGGAAAGGGUCUUCAGCAGAGGAUGUUCUUCCUGUUCAGUGAUUCCUUGGUGUACACCAGUCGAGGAAUGACCCCGUCCAACCAGUUCAAAGUGCACGGACAGAUGCCCCUGUACGGCAUGACGAUCAGAGAAAGUGAGGAGGAGUGGGGCGUCCCUCAUUCCUUCACCUUGUUCGGACAGCGCCAGUCUCUGGUGGUGGCAGCCAGCUGUGCGUCAGAGAUGGAGCGCUGGGUGGAGGACAUCAGGAUGGCCAUCGACCUGGCGGAGCAGAGCAGCAGCCCGACAUCCGACCUGCUGUCCACCAGCCCGACUGACAACAAGCUGUCGGAGGACGGAGGGAUGGAGCUGGAGUCGGAGGACGAGCUCUGCGGGUCGCGCUCUUCCCUUGAGCGCCAGGGUCAGCGUGGAAACACUACGGUGCACGUGUGCUGGCAUCGCAACACCAGCGUCUCCAUGGUGGACUUCAGUGUCGCUGUGGAGAACCAGCUGUCCGGGAACCUACUGAGGAAGUUUAAGAACAGUAACGGCUGGCAGAAACUCUGGGUCGUCUUCACCAACUUCAGCCUCUUCUUCUACAAGUCGCACCAGGACGACUAUCCUCUGGCCAGCCUCCCUCUGCUCGGAUACUCCGUCACCGUGCCGGCCGAGUCGGAGAACAUCCACAAAGACUACGUGUUCAAACUCCACUUUAAAUCUCACGUGUACUACUUCAGAUCGGAGAGCGAGUACACCUUCGAAAGGUGGAUGGAGGUGAUCCGCAGCGCCACCUGCUCCGCCAGCCGCCCCCUGCUGAGCUCCAGGAAGGAUUACUAAUGAAAAGACUCUUAUAAUUAUAAUUAUUACACACAGAAUCACUAUUAACACCUCCUAAUAGUUGAUUCACACGCGCAUCACACUCCCUGCACCACAAGUGUCUAUUUAGAGAUCCACAAUGUCCUUUUUCUCCAAACUGGCAACACCAAGUCUGUCUGGCACCCUUUUUUCCUUUACCUUUUUGUGCCGUCGAGUAUUGUUCACAUGCACACACACAUUUAAUAUUCAUAUCAUGUUUACAGCAGACAGGAUCGUAUCUUUGUGAGGAAAUACGUUGGAUUUACUCAACGUUUUUGGGACACUGAAGCAUGAUUUUGUGCACCGUGUUUUUUCAUUGGUUUGAAGGUAAAACUUGUAUAUAAAUAAGCAGGAUUUUACACUGUGUGCAUGUGAACACACUCGCAGUGUUUUCUAUAUAUAAUUAGAUUUAUUAAAUGUCUUUUUGUACAGUACUUUGAUACACUGUGAAAUGUUCUUUUUACCAUGUGUUCCUUUAAUUCCUGCUUCGUGUAAAAGGACAAAAAACUGCUUCCAACGCCGACAGAGAUUUCCCUGGUCCCUGUGCCAAAUAUCUUAUGUACUUCCUCAGUUUCUGGAUUUUAAUAUUCUAAAUAAAGAUAAGAGAAAAUGUGUUCAUAUGAAAAAACGGGACGACUCAAAGUCU
This is a messenger RNA of Eleginops maclovinus (Patagonian blennie), 3998 nucleotides long. RefSeq names its product FERM, ARHGEF and pleckstrin domain-containing protein 1-like. The transcript has 28 exons. The record is from RefSeq and is a predicted model, not a curated record. NCBI's taxonomy places the organism in Eukaryota, Metazoa, Chordata, Actinopteri, Perciformes, Eleginopidae. Gene Ontology annotation, molecular function: guanyl-nucleotide exchange factor activity; cytoskeletal protein binding. The coding region runs from base 233 to 3334 and encodes 1033 amino acids. Gene Ontology annotation, cellular component: cytoskeleton.